Pyrgilauda ruficollis (rufous-necked snowfinch) is the source of this 7212-nucleotide messenger RNA. It is a transcript of the gene CLIP2, whose product is annotated as CAP-Gly domain containing linker protein 2. The record is from RefSeq and is a predicted model, not a curated record. The coding region runs from base 235 to 3252 and encodes 1005 amino acids. The transcript is spliced from 16 exons. Gene Ontology annotation, molecular function: microtubule plus-end binding. NCBI's taxonomy places the organism in Eukaryota, Metazoa, Chordata, Aves, Passeriformes, Passeridae. Gene Ontology annotation, biological process: cytoplasmic microtubule organization. Gene Ontology annotation, cellular component: nucleus; microtubule plus-end; cytoplasm.
GAGCCGCCGCCCAGAUCCCUCCUCCGGCUCCCGGCUCGGCCGCGCAGGGAGUGGCAGGGCGGCUGCCGGCCGGGCUGGAUCCUGCGGGGCACCGAGCCCCCUGCCCCGCUCCGCCGGGCAGCCCAGGGUGUGUGACCAUGGAAGAAGAGAUGCACCAUCAAGAAGCCUGAGCAGUGACACUGGGACAGCUCUGCAGACACUGGCAGCAGCAGCCUGAGAUACAGGAGAGCAAUCAUGCUGAAACCAAGUGGACUUAAAAUCCCAGGCAGGGCUGGGAAGCACUCCAGCCCCGUGGGACGGGCAGCAGGGACCAGCACAGCUGCUGCCACCACGGGCUCCAAAGAAGGCUCACCUUUACACAAGCAGGGUACCACAUCCACCACCAGCGCCGAGAAGUCGGCUUCGAAGGUCGCCGAGGUGGGCGAUGAUUUCCUGGGAGACUUCGUGGUGGGCGAACGUGUCUGGGUGAAUGGAGUGAAGCCAGGAGUGAUCCAGUACCUUGGGGAAACGCAGUUUGCUCCAGGCCAGUGGGCAGGGGUUGUUCUGGAUGACCCGGUGGGUAAGAAUGACGGCUCUGUGGGAGGAGUGCGCUACUUCGAGUGCCAGCCGCUGCAGGGGAUUUUUACGCGACCGUCCAAGCUGACGCGGCAGCCGGUGGCCGAGGGCUCCGGGAGCGACGCCCCCUCCGUGGACUCCCUGACGGCUCAGAACUUGUCACUGCACUCGGGGACGGCCACGCCGCCUCUGUCCACUCGCGUGAUCCCGCUGAGGGAGAGCGUCCUCAACAGCGCCAUGAAAACGGGCAACGAGUCCGGAUCCAACCUGUCGGACAGCGGGUCGGUGAAAAAAGGGGAGAAGGACCUGAGGCUUGGGGAUCGUGUGCUGGUCGGUGGCACAAAGACAGGAGUGGUGCGCUACGUGGGAGAGACGGACUUUGCCAAAGGAGAGUGGUGUGGAGUGGAGCUGGACGAGCCCCUGGGCAAGAACGACGGCGCGGUUGCUGGCACAAGGUAUUUUCAGUGCCCACCCAAGUUUGGCCUCUUUGCUCCCAUCCACAAGGUGAUCCGCAUCGGGUUCCCAUCAACCAGCCCUGCCAAGGCAAAGAAGAGCAAGAGGAUGGCCAUGGGGGUGUCAGCCCUGACCCACAGCCCCAGCAGCUCCUCCAUCAGCUCCGUCAGCUCCGUGGCCUCCUCGGUCGGGGGCAGGCCCAGCCGCAGUGGGCUGCUGACAGAGACCUCGUCCCGCUAUGCCAGGAAGAUCUCUGGCACCACAGCCCUGCAGGAGGCCCUGAAGGAGAAGCAGCAGCACAUUGAGCAACUGCUGGCAGAGCGGGACCUGGAGCGGGCCGAGGUGGCCAAAGCCACCAGCCACAUCUGCGAGGUGGAGAAGGAGAUCGCCAUCAUGAAGGCCCAGCACGAGCAGUAUGUCACAGAGGCAGAAGGAAACCUGCAGCGAGCACGAGCCUUGGUGGAUGGGAUGCAGAAGGAGAAGAUUGAGCUGCUGAACCAGCUGGAAGAGGAGAAGAGGAAAGUGGAGGACUUGCAGUUCCGUGUGGAGGAAGAAUCCAUUACAAAAGGGGACCUGGAGCUGACCACGGUGGCGGAGCAGUCCAGGAUCCUGCAGCUGGAGGAGGAGCUGAGCCUGAGGCGCAGCGAGGUGGACGAGCUGCGGCAGUGCCUGCAGAGCUCCCAGCCCGCGGAGAGCCCCGAGCACAGCCUGGGGCUGCACUCCGAGGCUCUGCGGCUGCGGGACCAGCUGCUGUCUGUCAACAAGGAGCACCAGAAGGAGAGCAGCCAGCUGAAGGAGAAGUAUGAGAAGACGCUGAAGAAGUACCAGCAGGAGAUGGAGAAGCUGAAGUCUGUCAAUGAGAAGUACUCGCAGGAGAUCGUUGACCUAAAGCAUAAAGUUCAGCAAGCCACUAACGAGAACAUGGGCCUCAUGGACAACUGGAAGUCCAAGUUGGACACGUUGGCUUCUGACCACCAGAAGUCUCUAGAGGACCUGAAAGCCACGCUCAACUCAGGCCCUGACAGCCAGCACAAGGAGAUUGUGGAGCUGAAGGCAGUGGUGGAGAGUAUAAAGCUGGAGCACCAGCUUGAGCUGGAGAACCUGAAAGCAAAGCACGACAUUGAGACAGCUGUCCAUAUAAAGGAGAAAGAGAGCCUCAAGCUGAAGCUGCAGGAGGCUUUGGAUGAAGUGGAAAAAAGCAACAGCAACUGGAAAAUGCAACUGGAAACCAAAAGCAGUCAGCACCUUCUGGAGCUCCAAGAUGUGAAGGACAAGUGUCGAGAUGCUGAGCUGAGGGUGCAUGAACUGGAGAAACUUCAUGGUGAAUACACAGAUCAGACACAAGCAAUAGCUUUCUUGAAAGAGCAGAUAUCUUUGGCUGAAAAGAAGAUGUUGGACUAUGAAACAUUACAGAAAACAGAAGCCCACAGCAAACAGGAAAUCCAAAGAUUGCAGGAAAAAGUGCUUGUCUUAGAGAACAAGCUGCAGUCCAUGGAGGCCCUGCAUCCUUCUCAGCAUGCAAAUAUGAUUGAGACUAAUGAUAUUUCAGAAGAAAAGAUAAAGAUGAAGCAGACUAUGGAAGACCUCCAGGACAAGCUGAGUAAAAGAGACAAAGAGGUGUCAUCCCUGGUCACCCAGACUGAAACUCUAAGGGCCCAAGUAAGUGCUUUGGAAAAUAAAUGCAAAACAGCAGAAAAGAAGGCUGAUUCGGUGCUCAAAGAAAAGAAGAGGUUGGAAGGAGAACUGGAAGCCUUGACCAAGAAAACACAUGAUGCCUCAGGGCAGCUGGUCCUGAUCAGCCAGGAGCUGCUCAAGAAGGAAAGGAGCCUGAACGAGCUGCGGGCGCUGCUGCUGGAGGCGAACCGGCACUCGCCGGGGCCCGAGCGCGACCUGAGCCGCGAGGUGCACAAGGCCGAGUGGCGCCUGAAGGAGCAGAAGCUCAAGGAUGACAUCAAGGGCCUUCGAGAGAAGCUGGUCGUGCUGGACAAGGAGAAGUCGGCGCCGGAGCAGCGGCGGUACUCGCUGAUCGACCCCUCCUCGGAGUCAGAGGUGAUCCGGCUGCAGCACCGGCUCGUCAGCACCGAGGACGUGCUGCGCAACGCCCUGGAGCACGGCCACCAGAUGGAGAAGCUCAUGGAAGCCAUGAGGCUCUCCUCUGAGAAAACACAGACUGUUGGAAAUUCUGGGUCUGCUAACGGGAUUCACCAGCAGGAUAAAUCCCACAAGCAAGAGGAGAAGCUCUGAUAGAGAAGAGGUGGAAAGGACCAUUUCAUGCCAGUAUCAGCUCCUCUGCACAGUCAGGAAAAACAACACCACAUCUGGCUUUAGCACCUCCAAAAGACCACACACAGUAUUUUCACUUCAAAGCAGGACAAUGUUUAUAAUGUACUAACUGAUGUAAUCAGGACAAUCCCAGAGCCCAGUUUUCCAAGACAGCCAUUGUUCCAGGAGGGAGCAGAAAGACCUCUCUGGGUUUGGUUUCUUACUUGUAUUGGUUUUGACUGUGGAAUUUGUAUUGUUUGAGCUGCCCUUGUCCCACCAGCUGACAUGGUUUGGAUGACAGCUGCCCUGACCUGUGGCUGAAGUGUCAGUGGGUCCCAGCAACCCCACAGGAGCUGCCAAGGGAUUUUCCUGUGGUGUUCAAAGCAUGUGCCCAUAGGCUGCACCCUUCCCACGGGGUCUGUCCCUUCCCUCCCACACACCCUGGUGUCCUGAGAACCUGCACAAGUGAGUGAAACCUGCUGGGCUGAUGAUGUGAGCUCUGGGGACGUGUUCCCCUCCUCCCUUUUGGAAGACAUCACUGUUUUAGAGCAGAGGCUGCACUUAGUUCUUGUAUAAUAGUGUGUCGUGGGAAAUAAUCCAGUUUCAGAGGGAUAUUUAUUUUGUUUCUUGUCCCCUGCCAUUUGGGGAAGAAGCUGUGGUGGCUCUGACUCUGGGGUCAGGCACACCUUGCCUGGGUGUAGCUGGCCCUUCUUCCUGCAGUGGGAUCUCUGAAGGCCUGCUGGAGUCCUGUGCCACAGCCAGCUGUCCAGCUCGGUGCCCCUCACUGCUGGGGGGUUCAUGGGCUCUGUUUUGAGCUCAGGACUCCACAGGUGCUGGAUCUCAGCACUGCUGGCCUUGGAGCUCUGUGCUGGGGGCAGUCAGUGCGGGACAGAUGCAUUGAACAAAAGGUUCCCUCCUUGUCUGUUCAGUUUAAGAGCUCACUGUGAUUGCCUGGUGCUCUCCAGAGCUGUCCUUGGCUCUUCAGUGUGAUGCCCAACCCCUGCUGCUGAGAUGGAUGAGGUGAAGGUGCUGCUGUGAGCCUGCCUUUGAUGGCUUCAGCAAUCCUCUGUGCAUGGCCUGGGUGUGAGUAUUUGGAGCAGAAGCAAUCCAAGACCAGAGCCCAGGCAGCUCUUGUGUCUGUACCAGCAGAGGAUCUUGUUCCUUCUUCCCAAGGCUUCACUCUAACUUUGCACCACAGCUCCCAAGUGAUAAUAAGGCAGAGGAAGGUGACAACGUGCUCUUAAAGGUGUGAAGGAGCCCAGCUCAGGUUCACUCUUCAGUAGCACAGGGAACAGUCACAGCAAUAUUUUUCCAGGCUUCUCCAUUUAGUGCCACUUCCUCCUCCUUCUGCUUUGAUGGGACAUCUGUGAAAGGACAAGAUGGGAGAGGAGAUCUGAGCCAGACCCCCAGCAGGUGAACACAAUGGCACAUCAGCUCUGUUACUUUUUGCCCUGAUUUCCCACCAAGUUGUGUCACUUUUUCUUAGUGGGUUGCCAGACUCCUGCUUCUUUGAAGGACAGGCAGCCAGAAACAGCCUGGGAAAGACUUGAGCUUCAGGACUGAGAUUUUGCCAUCAGGAGAAUGACAUGGAACACUUGACCCUUCUCACCUGACGCAGGAUUGGUGAUCUCCUGUCCUUUAGAGGAGGAUGGGAGAGGAAGGGGAAGUAAAGCAGGUCAGAAAUCACAGCAGAAAUCUGCUUGUGGUAGCAGGAGGCAGAGUGUGGGAUCGAACUGGCUGGAAAUAAUUCAUGUAGGAUUCCAUCCUGCCUUGUGCAAGUGUUUCUUCAGCUCUUACAAAUCACCAGGAAGAUUGCCACAUCUCUGCCUAGUUCUGGGAGUUUCCCAAGGAAUUGUAGGAGUGGCCUCCAAAACCCUCCUGGUUGAGUAUUCAUUGUCUAAGUGAUUUUGGAAAGUCCCAGAGGGAGUUUUUGUUUGUUACAGCCCUCAGUAGUGAAUACCUCACUGCUGGUUUUAAGAAUUUAGGGCUGUUGUUUCCCAAAAUGCUCCUGUUGGCUGGAUGGUCUCUGAAGUCAUAUCUGCAGAUCCCAUGGGCUUCCCUGGGCACAUGCAAGAGGGAGGCCCCAUUCUGGUUUGUAACUUAUUUUCCUGUAUGGGUCUUCUAGUGACUUGUGGCCAGCUGCCUCCACCUGCAGCAGAGAUGUCUCUGUUUUCCACCUCCCUCUGGCUCUGUACAAGUGGGAUCCCCUGGGAGUGCCCAUGGGGAUCAUGUAUUUGGUUCUGUUGAUCAGAUCCAAAGUUGCCAGGCUGGAAGAGUCUCUGGCUCCUGCCUCUUCCCAGGGACCAUCCCUGAGAGCAGCUCAGUCCUGGGGCUUUUCCUGCUCAGCUCAGGAGACAAUGCAGAACAGGAACAGAGGUGUUCAGAUUAGUGCUAAUGGUCUUCUCUGGCUGUAAAUGGCUGUGCUGGUCCCUGAGGAUCAGCCAGGAGCUGUUGGCACUGCUUGGCUCUCUGUGCAGGCUCUGUGGUCACUGUGUUGCAGGGCUGAGGGUUGAAGCCCCCACCCACUGGGGUGCAGGGCCAUGGGAGCUGCUCCCAAAUAGGACCAUCCACAAUGCCACCAGGAUAUUUGUGUGCUCAUGUGGCUUCAGCUCAGCCCUGUGUAAGGGGCCAGGAGGGGUUGCACUCACUCACUUCCUCCCUCUCCAAAAUUAGCACAGGCUUCCCCGGGGCACCAGCCUCUGGCUGCCCUCCUGAGGUGGUCAGAGACCACACUAGGGACAAACUUGGAAAGGACAAGGGGGAGAUUCCCCAUCCCCUCUAUUUAUUUGUAAGUUUAAGUGCUAUUUUUACCUGUGUGGUGGUGUAUAAAGUACUUCACAAUGCUUGGUCCCUCUGGCUUUGUUCUUUGGGAGAGCUCUGGGGCCCUGGAGUGGUGAUGCCCCCUUGUCCUGAUGUUGAUCCGGGCUGGUUCCUGUUUGUGCCUUCACUCCCCCUUUGGCUUCAGCCUUGCUCUUACCUCGCUCCCCGAGAGCUGCUGAGGGAGGGCUGUGCUUUCCCCAGCCUUUCUCCCAGCCUGACAAUGCCAUGCUGGUUUUCCAUCUGCAGAUGGAGCAGGGUGGGGAGCAGGAGAUGACACGCAGCUGGGCUCCCGGGGAAGGAGCAGCCCCCACAGCCAGUGGCAUUGCCCUGACAGGUAGUGAUGCUUUUCUGCUGAGAGCUGAGCCCUUAUCCACUGAAAAAACAGCCUCUGGGAUGGAGACUACUUAGUAUGGAGUGAUUUCUUCUCUGUUUCUCAAGACCAAAAGGGAAAAGAAUGAGUCUUGCUUGGGAAUGUCAGCUUUAUCCCUCCUGCAGCAUCCAGAGAGCUGGAGCAAGGGCAGCACCGUGCUGGUGCCCUGUGGGAUGAUGGCACCAAUCUGCCUGGUGUUACAGCUCUGCAAUGGCAGGUGCCAAGCUGCCAGCCAAGGCCUUACAGCUCCUGCCUCCCCCCAGCCACCAGCAGCUCCUCUGACUCGCAGUAGAGAUGCAUAAGGGUUUCAUUAAACAAAAUUAUGCAAAUGGCACUGUAAAAGUCUUAAUGAAAAUUCCAAUACUCCGUUAUUCAGCAGCUUUAGCAGCUCAGCACUAUCUGUAGGGAGUUAUUAAUACACUAAGAUCCUAUAGGCCUCCUGUAAGUUACCAGAAAAAAGAUGAUACUAGAUGUAUAAAUGGAUGAUAACCUUUUACCCAUCCAGUAUGUAUUACAAUUUUGUAGCUUAGUCAUUUUUUGGCUAUCAGAUUUUGUUAGUAUGAUACAAAAAAAAGACAAAAAAAAAGUUUGACUGCCAAUGUCUAUUUUGUUAUUUGAUUCAUUUUCUUCCUCUGUACAAAAGCUGUACAAAUCUGUCUGUGUAACUCCUCCACAUCUGUAUUCAUGUACCAUCCCCCUUGUCCUGGCUUGCUGGUGUGGUGAGCUCCUACUAAACAAUAAACUCUGUGGCU